Messenger RNA from Gorilla gorilla gorilla (western lowland gorilla), 4238 nucleotides. RefSeq names its product dpy-19 like 4 (gene DPY19L4). The transcript is spliced from 19 exons. The coding region runs from base 134 to 2305 and encodes 723 amino acids. Gene Ontology annotation, cellular component: nuclear inner membrane. Gene Ontology annotation, molecular function: mannosyltransferase activity. The record is from RefSeq and is a predicted model, not a curated record. Lineage: Eukaryota; Metazoa; Chordata; Mammalia; Primates; Hominidae.
GGGGGGUGGGUCAGGAAGUGGGGGCGCGGCGGCCAGGAGCGGGCCCCCGGUGGCCGAGGGGUUCGGCAACGCGGAGGGAGGGAGAGUCCGGGCCGCGCGGGAGCCGCAGGGCGUCCUAGCCUCUGCAGAAACGAUGGCGGAGGAAGAAGGACCACCUGUAGAGCUGCGCCAAAGAAAAAAGCCAAAGUCUUCAGAAAAUAAGGAAUCUGCCAAAGAAGAGAAAAUCAGUGACAUUCCAAUUCCUGAAAGAGCUCCAAAACAUGUAUUAUUUCAACGCUUUGCAAAGAUUUUCAUUGGCUGUCUUGCAGCGGUUACUAGUGGUAUGAUGUAUGCUCUCUACUUAUCAGCAUACCAUGAACGGAAAUUCUGGUUUUCCAACAGGCAGGAGCUUGAACGGGAAAUCACGUUUCAGGGUGACAGUGCCAUUUAUUACUCCUAUUAUAAAGAUAUGUUAAAGGCACCUUCAUUUGAAAGAGGUGUUUAUGAACUGACACACAAUAACAAAACUGUAUCUCUGAAGACUAUAAAUGCAGUGCAGCAAAUGUCUCUAUAUCCGGAACUUAUUGCUAGUGUUUUAUAUCAAGCCACUGGUAGCAAUGAGAUUAUUGAGCCAGUGUAUUUCUAUAUUGGCAUUGUUUUUGGAUUGCAAGGAAUAUAUGUUACUGCUUUAUUUGUUACAAGUUGGCUUAUGAGUGGAACAUGGCUAGCAGGAAUGCUUACUGUUGCGUGGUUCAUUAUUAACAGGGUAGAUACAACAAGAAUUGAAUACUCCAUUCCUUUAAGAGAAAACUGGGCACUACCAUAUUUUGCAUGCCAAAUUGCUGCACUUACAGGCUAUUUAAAAAGCAACUUAAAUACUUAUGGAGAGAGGUUUUGCUACUUGUUGAUGAGUGCUUCAACUUACACAUUUAUGAUGAUGUGGGAGUAUAGCCACUAUCUCCUGUUUCUUCAAGCAAUAUCUCUAUUCCUGCUAGAUAUCUUUUCAGUGGAGCAAAGUGACAAGGUUUAUGAAGUUUAUAAAAUCUACAUAUUUUCCCUCUUUCUGGGAUAUUUACUACAGUUUGAGAAUCCAGCUUUGUUGGUGUCUCCUUUAUUAAGUUUAGUAGCAGCCUUAAUGCUUGCUAAGUGCCUUCAGCUGAAUGUGAAGAAAGGAAGUUUUGUAGCUAAAAUAAUAAAAGUGAUUAAUUUUUACUUGGUGUGUACUCUGACAAUAACAUUGAAUAUUAUAAUGAAGAUGUUUGUCCCACACAAAGAAAAUGAGCACAUGCUGAAAUUCCUUGAAGUAAAAUUUGGACUAAAUAUGACCAAGAAUUUUACAAUGAAUUGGCUCCUCUGUCAAGAAUCCCUGCAGGCACCAUCUCAAGAUUUUUUUCUGCGAUUGACACAGUCUUCUUUAUUACCUUUCUACAUUCUAGUGUUAAUUAUUUGUUUUCUUUCUAUGUUGCAAGUUAUUUUUAGGAGGAUUAAUGGUAAGUCCCUGAAGGAAACUGUUACUCUUGAAGAUGGACGAAUUGGAGAAAGACCAGAAAUAAUUUAUCAUGUAAUUCACACUAUUUUAUUGGGUUCUCUUGCAAUGGUUAUAGAAGGCUUGAAGUACAUCUGGAUUCCUUAUGUGUGCAUGUUAGCAGCAUUUGGUGUAUGUUCUCCCGAACUUUGGAUGACACUUUUCAAGUGGCUUCGAUUAAGAACUGUACACCCAAUAUUGUUGGCUCUUAUUCUGAGCAUGGCCGUGCCUACUAUAAUAGGUCUUAGCUUAUGGAAAGAGUUUUUUCCCAGAUUAAUGACAGAAUUAAUGGAACUACAGGAAUUCUAUGACCCAGAUACGGUGGAACUUAUGACCUGGAUAAAAAGGCAAGCUCCAGUUGCAGCUGUGUUUGCAGGGAGUCCACAGUUAAUGGGUGCGAUUAAAUUAUGCACUGGAUGGAUGGUGACAAGUUUGCCUCUUUACAAUGAUGAUGAUCUUCUCAAGAGAAAUGAAAAUAUCUACCAAAUCUAUUCAAAGCGAUCUGCUGAGGAUAUUUAUAAAAUACUGACAUCUUACAAAGCUAAUUACCUAAUUGUAGAGGAUGCUAUCUGCAAUGAGGUGGGACCCAUGAGAGGCUGUAGGGUUAAAGAUUUAUUAGACAUUGCAAAUGGCCACAUGGUUUGUGAAGAAGGUGACAAGCUAACCUACUCAAAAUAUGGGCGAUUUUGUCAUGAGGUCAAAAUUAACUAUUCUCCAUAUGUGAAUUAUUUCACUAGAGUAUACUGGAACAGAUCCUACUUUGUAUAUAAAAUCAACACUGUGAUAUCCUUCCAGUCUUGAAAAAUAACAGAGCCUUCAUUUCAAAGACUACCUGAAGUAAAAUGCAGUUUUCUUCUACCUACUCGGUGUCUUUUGCAGAUCAGAGUAUAGACAUUUGAAAUAUUGCUGCUUCUUUCCCCCUUCUGCUGUUAACUGGAUCCAGAGUUCUGUGGGAAAUAGAAGAUCAAGCAUUACUGUCCUUUGAUUAAAUGUGAUAUCUACCACUCUGCAAUAUUCCAGACAGGUGUCUUCCUUACCGUUACAUGGUCUUUAACACUUUUACUGAUUGCAACAUUUUCCCCAUAAAAUCUUCAUUCUAUUAUAAUAUUGAUCUUGAAUUUGAAUAUGUGCAAGGUCAGAUACAUUUCUCAAACAUAACAUUUAAUAAAUAAUGUGAUAUAAUUAUUUAAUAGAAAGAAUAAUUCCGACCUUCAAGAAAGUUUCUGAAGGUAUUUUAUGAUGUAUAACAACUGAAGUUUUACAAUAAAAACUAAUUUAAAUGUUAGCCGAAGAUAUGUGGCAUUUAAAUUAAAAUGGAAAUUAUAUAAAGGAAAGUGAUUUUUAAGGAUAUACAUAAAGAUAUAUUUAGAAUUUUCAUGAUACUGUUCUCCUCAUCUACUGCUUAUGUUAAGUGAGAACUUUCUUAGUAAUACAUAAUGCAUGAUGUUACUGCAUUUUCUAAAUGACUAGUAAGUGAUUAGUUUUUUCACUUAUGCCUAUUAAUUUGAUACCAAUUUAAUCAUGAUAAAACAAUAACCGUUAACAUAUAUUUUGUUAAAUGGACAUUUAAAAGAAUGUUCAGGUUUUUUUUUAAAAUACUGAUAUGGGGCAUACAAUCUAUUCACAUGUUUUCUACUGAAGUACUAAGUAAAAAAGUUAAAUCAUUAUCAGAAUAAAAAUAUGUGUUCUAAAAUGAGCAACAAUUUCUGGGGAUACAUGCAGAUGUUGUUAAACAUACCUCUGCAUGCAGAUAUAUUAUAAAACACAAGCAAUGUUAUUUAUGAAACUGUGAUGCAGUGUUCACCGUCAAGAAAAAAUGACAACUAUAAUAAAAUUUACAACACAGUUUCACAGUCUAAAUGCUAUGUUCCUUUAAGUAUUUUCAUAUUUUUAAUCAUUUAUUAAGAGAAAAUUAUAAAAAGUUAAUUUGGCCUUAUAGAGAGAUUCAGGAUAGAUGUAGCCUAUAGAUGUGUCAUUUUAAUAAGUUGGGAUACAUGUUUAGUUUUUCAUUAUAUUCCUGUUCAGUGAACAGAUUUUCAUAAUUCUCACUUGUUAAAGUGCUGCAAAAAUUGCAUUUUCAGUACUUUAAAUUAUUACAUUAGAAGAGAGCAUUUCUCCGUUGUCUUUAUUUUCUGUUAUAUAUGUGUCGUAAAAGUACACUACAUUAGAAGGGAGCUUUUCCGUUGUCUUUAUUUUCUGUUAUACAUGUGUUGUUAAAGUACAUGCAUUCUUAGACUAACUCUCAGAUGCUUUGCUCUUUUGGAGCUGAAGAAUUGUUUGAUGGUGAUGUCAUAUAUCUGAUAGAUUAGUUUCAGUGGUUCUCAUUUCACUUUUAUACAUAAUUUCUUAACUAUAUUAAGAUAGUUGCAGGCAGUGUACCUCAGGUCGACUCUGUACAUCUGAAUAGUGAGUCGCUAGUAUUUUGCUUCAAGCCUUCUGAAAAUAUAACCAUAGUUACCUAAGCACACAGUGAAUAGUCACAUGGUAGUCCUUGUGAUUAGAGCAUGUAAAACAAUGUAAUUGAAAAGUCAGCUUCCAUAUUUUGAAGGGGAAAUAGAACACCCUACUUUUUAUCUAGUGUGAAAUAUUUAAUCGAAUUUUUGUUGAUUUAUAUUAUGUUACCUGCGCUGAAUUAGGUUUGGUACUUGUGUUUUGUUUGACAUAUUAGUAAGUUGCUUUUGCUUCUUUCUGUCAACUUAUUUUUUAAAUAAAAUUGAUCUGGAAAAAUUGUUAA